Messenger RNA from Scylla paramamosain (green mud crab), 1509 nucleotides. RefSeq names its product dnaJ homolog subfamily C member 2-like. The transcript is spliced from 6 exons. Bases 463 to 867 code for a protein of 134 amino acids. Gene Ontology annotation, molecular function: ribosome binding; Hsp70 protein binding. The record is from RefSeq and is a predicted model, not a curated record. Gene Ontology annotation, cellular component: cytosol. Gene Ontology annotation, biological process: regulation of translational fidelity; 'de novo' cotranslational protein folding. Lineage: Eukaryota; Metazoa; Arthropoda; Malacostraca; Decapoda; Portunidae.
UCUUGCUAAUGUGUAAAUUUGGUGUUUUCAGGUAAGGCAGGAAGCUGAGGAAGCAGAGAGAAAGAAAAGAGAAGCAGAGGAGGCAGAGCAAAGAGCAAAACAGGAGGUAGAAAAGAAGGAAAGAGAGGUGCUGAAGAAAGCAUUCAAAAAAGAGAGGAAGAUGCUGCGGACUCUCUGUAAGGACAACAGUUACUUUGCAUCAGAGGAGGGGUGAGCGAGUGCAGACCAUGACAGAUGUGGAGCUGCUGUGUGAGGCACUGGAGCUGACCCGCCUGGAGGAACUCAACAAGGAACUAGCACAAGUGGCCCAGGACAAGAUGCAAGGGUGGGAGGUACUCAUGAAGGAGGUGAGUGAGGUGCGCAACAGGAUCAAAAAGGAGAGGGAGGAGGUGGCAGCAGCGGCAGCAAGGGGAGGGGGUGGAGGAGGAGGGGAAGGUUCAUCACUCAAAGUCUGGAAUCAAGAUGACCUCCAGCUGCUCAUCAAAGCCGUCAACCUCUUCCCUGCCCGGCACAACAAAGAGGUGGGAGGUUGUGGCAGAGUAUAUCAACCAACACACAGCCACCAGCAUCACCAGGCUGGCCAAGGAGGUGCUCAAUAAGGCCAAGGAGCUGCAACACUCAGACAAGCACAUGAGGGAGGCAGCCAACAAGAAUGCCUACCACAGCAUGGAGAAGGCACAGGCUCGGCAGGUGAUCAGCGACACCACAGCCUCCCAGAGAUAUGACACACCACAGGAGAUGCUGGGGAUGAACACUGCUGCUUGGGGAGCUGAGGAACAGAGGUUGCUGGAGCAAGCCCUCAAGACCUAUCCAGUCUCUACUCCUGACCGCUGGGACCGCAUUGCCAAGAGCUUGUUGAGAUGGUGAAGGCAAAGAAGGCGGCUCAGGCUGCUGCAGUGGGAAAAAAGUGAGGAGCCAAACCCUGCUGUCUUCUUUCCUUUGUGAGUUCAGAUGUAGCAAAUUCUUGUAGCUGUUGUGUGAAGCAAUAUUGCUAUCUGAAAAUCUAUCUCUUGUUCUAUUUUUAAGCAUUAUGUCUCAGCAGUGCCACUUUUGGACUACCUGAAUUGGAGGGGCAGCUACAUAUAUUGAUGGGGACACAAAAGUGUAGCUAGGGAUCUGUUUCUUUCCCCUCCACUUCUCCCUUUCUCUCCUUUAUAACCUCAUCCCCCAACUCUUCCAUCUCUUCCAUCACACUUCACUUCCACUGCUUCCAAUAAGUUGUCAUGCAAAAAGCAAAAUUAACACUUGGAAAAGUAUUUUUAAGUGCUAUGGGAAAACUGCUAAUAUUGAAAAUUAAUGUUGAUAAGUGCAGAAUUCUAUACAUUGCAGAAAGCAGAUGCAAAACAGCAUGUGCUUUUCCUUAUCAUCAUAGUGUAGCUCUGGAGGACAGAAGGGCAAUCUCCAUUAAUAUGGCAGUAGCCACAAGGAAGCCACUUCCUGAAGAAUGAAUGGAUCUGUGGCAGUUGUAUAAAAAAUUACAAGACGUGUGAAAAAGUGUGCGGUGAUUGU